CCCACGACACAUUCUCACUAAUUCGAGUAUUACGUGGUUGAUAAAAAUACUACCAAAUUCGAUAAUUUUAGUCAUAGAUUAUGUGUAAGUGCGUUUGAAAUGUGAUGGCUAAUUAAGGGCAUGAGACACCGAGAUAGCAACAAGAAAUGAUAGUAACUUGAAAGUCUAUUUAUAAAGGAAUUUAUUCAUACAAUAUGUAUGAUAUUAGUAACACAAAAAUCUAAAUCAGCUGAAGAUGGCGUUACACAGUCCCAUCAAUCUCUCUGCUGAAGCCGUAUUCGCAAUCGUGGUUCCCUUGAUACUGUUUCUUUAUUGCCUAGUAAGAUGGAAAUCGAACACUGAUAAUGCCAAACAAAAACCACCACAACCAACAGGUUCUUGGCCGAUUAUUGGCCACCUACCUCUUUUGGGAAGAGGGCUUCCUCACAUAACCUUGGGGAAUUUAGCCGAUAAGUAUGGUCCAAUUUUCAUAAUAAAGCUUGGUGUCAACCGAGGCUUAGUUGUGAGCACAUCAGAGACAGCUAAAGAGUGCCUAGGCACCAAUGACAAAGUAUUUGCAAACCGGAUCAGCACAAUAUUUGCAGAGCAUCUGGGUUACAAUUCUCUCCUGUUAGGCUUCAGCCCUUAUGGUCAGUACUGGCGUCAGAUGCGUAAGAUAGUCGUCACUGAGCUCCUGUCCAAUCACCGGUUGGAGACGUUAAAUCAUCUACGAACAUCCAACGUAAGAUCACUCAUAAAGGCCAUACAUGAUAGUUUCUUGAUCAACAGAAACUCAAGUCCAGGCUUCGAUAAUGAUGUAAUAGUGGACAUGAAACAAUGGUUUAAUGACAUAAACUUAAAUACUACAAUGAGAUUAAUAGCAGGAAAGUCAUUGAAAGAAUUCUACCAUGGUGAGGAAGAAUAUAACAAGUACAAAAAAGCAUUAAGAGAUUUUUUUGACUUAGGAGGCGCCUUUGUACCUGCUGAUGCUCUUCCAUUUUUGAGGUGCCUGGAUAUUGGAGGGUAUGAAAAAGCCAUAAAGAAGGUCGCAAAGGAAAUCGAUCAUGUAGCUCAAGCUUGGCUGGACGAGCAUAGAGCGAAGCGACUUUCUGAACAAGAAAAAGAAAAUAAUUAUAAGGACUUCAUGGAUGUAAUGCUUGGUAUUUUUGAAACUAAGCAGAAUAAUCCUACACAACCAGAAGCAGAUACAAUCAUCAAGGCCACUUGUAUGGCUCUGAUACUAGGAGGAACAGACACCACAUCAGCAACCUUAACAUGGGCACUAUCAUUGCUGAUGAAUAACAGAGAAUCACUGAAAAAGGCUCAAACUGAGAUAGAUAACCAUGUGGGCAAAGAAAGGCAAGUUGUUGAAUCGGACCUCAAGAAAUUAGUAUACUUGCAAGCAGUCCUAAAAGAGACAUUGAGGUUAUAUCCGGCCGUGCCACUACUACAACGAGAAGCCAUUACAGACUGUACUGUAAGUGGUUACCACAUCCUUGCUGGUACCCAACUCUUUGUCAACAUUUCCAAGAUACACAGGGACCCAAAAUUGUGGGCUGAUCCAUUGGAUUUUCAUCCUGAAAGGUUUCUUACUACUCACAUGGAAUAUGAUGUCAGAGGGCAAAACUUUGAACUUAUUCCUUUUGGAAGUGGUCGGAGAGUUUGUCCUGGAAUAUCUUUUGCCCUUCAGACCAUGCAGUUUACAUUGGCUAGUUUAAUCCACAGUUUCGAUAUCUCGACUGUAUCUGAUAAAGCUGUCGAUAUGACUGAGGGUUUUGGAAUAACCAACCUGAAAGCCACACCACUUGAAGUCCUCCUUAAACCUCGUCUUCCAGACCAUGUUUAUAAACUGUAAUAAUCAUAUACUACAGUUGUUGUACAUCGUUACCCACAGAAUUACCGUAUGUCUUACUGCUUAAUAAUGUUAUUAUUUGCAUCAUUUCUCUCAAUUUCUUCUUUAGGUAAGACAUUGGGGAUGGUGUUCUUGAAAUAGAGUGAACAAAUGACUUUGUGAGCUAGAG
This is a messenger RNA of Spinacia oleracea (spinach), 2000 nucleotides long. Its product is annotated as cytochrome P450 CYP82D47-like. Bases 236 to 1834 code for a protein of 532 amino acids. Lineage: Eukaryota; Viridiplantae; Streptophyta; Magnoliopsida; Caryophyllales; Amaranthaceae. The transcript has 2 exons. The record is from RefSeq and is a predicted model, not a curated record. Gene Ontology annotation, molecular function: monooxygenase activity; oxidoreductase activity, acting on paired donors, with incorporation or reduction of molecular oxygen; iron ion binding.